AUGGAUCGGAAUGAAGCAACAACUUCAUUAGAACGAGAAGGCCAAAGGAUGCCUGAAGUAUUAGAAGUAUCGCAAGAUGCACGAGGAGCAGUAGAAGUAACACAGUUAUUUAGAACAUCAAGAAUAAUUAAAAUUGCAGAAGCAUCGAGUCCGGUAUCAACAUCGAUAUCAUCAACAUCAAAAUUAUUAGAAGCACUUCAAUCGACUUCGGCAAAUUCAUACCAUACAGAAAAUCCAUUGAUCAUAGAUAUUUCCUCCGACUCGCAAGAAGAUGUCACACAACAUGCAAAUAUUGUCUUUCAUCCAUUUUCAUCGAAUAUAUUCGGUGAGAUUAGCCAGAAGCAUCUUCGUUUGCUUAAUAUUAUCGAUGAUGGAAGUUAUGGUCGAGUUUAUCGCGCAGUUUACGGUGAUAAGUAUUGCGCAGUAAAGCAUUUCGUCAAAAGUCGAUCAGAAAAAGGAUUCGAUGCGAAAUUGAAGGAUCUUCAAAAGGAACUAUUAAUUUUGAAAAAACUUUCGCAUCCGAAUAUCAUAAAGGUCCAUGGAUUUUCCAGCCGUCACCAUCUCAUAAUUAUGGAGCUAAUGGAAUGUGGUAAUCUCGAAGAAGCGAUUCACGGAAAAAUUAUAGAAUAUGGUGAAUAUGAUAUUAUAAGAUGGUCGUUUCAUUGUAUUUCUGCCCUAUUUUAUUUGCAUGAGCAACAUAUAGUUCAUGCCGAUUUAAAACCUAAGAACUUGUUAUUGUCACAAAAUUAUGAAAUACUAAAAAUAUGCGAUUUUGGAUCCGCAGGUAAAAUGCAUCAACAACGACAGAGUACUCUCGGAACAGUUCCUUAUAUUGCUCCGGAGGUAUUGGAAGCAACAUAUUCACUUAGGCCUUCUUGUGAUAUCUUUAGCUUCGGAAUGAUAUUAUUUGAAAUGAUUGCUCAGGAGAAACCUUUUGCUAAAAUGGAAAAUGCUAAUGAAAUUUUAUGGAGGAUAGCAGGUGGUGAACGUCCUUCAACAAAAAUUCUGGAAAAAAAAGCUUCGCAUCACAUUUUAGAUUUGUUAAACAAAUGUUGGAUUCAUAGAGCAAAGCAUCGUGUCAAGACGUCAGACGCUUAUAAAGCCAUAAAAAAUCAUUUUUUGGAUAAUACUGAAAGUAAUACUCAAAUACGAUUAUUGCAACAACCCAAAAGUCUUUCGAAAAGUAUUGUUGAUAAUGAUAAUGAUUUGAGUGCCAAAAAAUUAGCAGCAGAUCUUUGA
Dracunculus medinensis (Guinea worm) is the source of this 1239-nucleotide messenger RNA. The record is from the annotation of a GenBank genome assembly. Lineage: Eukaryota; Metazoa; Nematoda; Chromadorea; Rhabditida; Dracunculidae.